UCACAGGAUAUGCGAGGUCUGCCGCUCUCGGAUUCCUUUGCCUUGUAUGGCUAAAGGCUCCAGACGCUCCCGACUGCUGGAUUUUGACCUUAUUGGCCGGAUCAGGAACAGGGAGGUGUGGAGACAAGAGCUGAAAAACUAAACAAACUUUCCUUCACCCUGACAGAGGAACCAGCACAGACAGAUUCCCAACCUGAUUCUACAUAGAUACAAGAACCAAACCCUGUCGCCAACAUGUCUGCUGCCAAACGUGCCAAAGGAAAGACCACGAAGAAGCGCCCGCAGAGGGCCACGUCCAAUGUGUUUGCCAUGUUUGACCAAUCACAGAUCCAGGAGUUUAAAGAAGCCUUUAAUAUGAUCGAUCAGAACAGAGACGGCUUCAUUGAUAAAGAGGAUCUUCAUGAUAUGCUGGCAUCUCUUGGUAAAAAUCCUUCUGAUGAGUAUCUGGAGGGUAUGAUGAGUGAAGCACCAGGACCCAUUAACUUCACCAUGUUCCUCACCAUGUUUGGAGAACGUCUGAAUGGAACGGACCCUGAGGACGUCAUACGCAACGCCUUCACGUGUUUCGAUGAAGAAGCCUCUGGUUUCAUCCAUGAAGAUCAUCUCCGUGAACUACUGACCACCAUGGGAGAUCGUUUCACGGAUGAAGAAGUGGAUGAGCUUUUCCGUGAGGCACCAAUCGACAAGAAAGGAAACUUCAACUAUGUAGAGUUUACUCGCAUACUCAAACAUGGCGCCAAAGACAAAGAUGACAUGUAAAAAACUGAAUUCAUGAUAUAUCAUAUCUAGUGAGAUUGAUCACUGAUUCAAGAACAGUAUUUAGUGAAAGUAGGCUAAUUAUUUAUACCUUACAUCUUACCAGGUUCAGACCAAAACAAGAUACAGAUUAUAUAUCUAUACACUGUAAAAAAAUAUUUGUUGGUUCAACUUAAAAAGUUAGUAACUCAAAAAAGUUGUGUACAAAUUUCGUGUCAAUAUGUCAAAUCAACAUAUAUAUUUUUGUUUACUUUAACUUAAAAUUUUAAAUUGAUUUUAUAAGUCAAAACUUAAAAUAGUAGGUUGGAUCGACUUGCAAAAACCAAGUUGUUUUAAAUUCAUGCUGCAUUUUUUUUACAGUGUAUAAAGUUUAAAACACUUUUUUUUGUUGAACUUUUUAUAGUUUAAUAUCACAAUAUAUAUAAUUACAGUAUAAUAAAAAAAUCACUGUUUAACUACUGUUUAAGAUAUUUAUCACUUCAUAAUGUCUCACAUAUUACAAACUCUGUACACUACAUUAUAUAUAGUUUUACAUUGAAAGAGAGUCAAAAGCCGUAUCGAGCAUCCAUAAUAUCUCAAAUCUAAAAUUAUACAUUUCUCUGGCCAAAAAUAUAUUUUAAAUAUAUGCUAAAUACAUUUUGAAGAAAGUAAAGCUUAAUUCAAUAUAUUUUUUGAAUUUGAAAAUAUUUUUAGUUUUAAACUUUAUAUAACAAAAUAUAUUUCAAAAUUUCAGGGCAACAAAUGCAUUUCUAAUUUAACAACCCAUACGGCAAAAAUAUAUUUGUCUUACCAAAAUAUAAAAGUUUAUAAAGUAUGUAUAAAAUAUUAAAUAUUUUUUGCAGUUGAAAAUAUACAGAAUUUUUACCAUUACAAAAUUUUCUCUCAAUGGAUGUGAAUAUAAAUGCUUAAAUAUAUAUAUAUAUAUAUUUUAAUAUUUACAUUUAGACAUUUACAUUUGCAACGCAAAAAAUCAUGGGUUUGAACCCAGGGAACACAAAAUGUAUGGCUUGUAAUGCACCGUAAGUUGCUUUGGAUAAAAGUUUCUGCCAAAUGCAUAAAUAAUAAUAUAUUGGUGAAAAUUACAUAUUUGCAAACAUAUUUUAAAAUACAUUUUAGCAUUCAGCCAUUUUUGUGUAUCUUUUAAUAAAAUUACAUUUAAAAAUAUAUUUUCGUUGUAAAUGGUAAAGUGACCUAAUUUCCUCAGGAUUAUUUUGCUGGUAUUGAAAAAAAUGUGUACAUUUCAAAAUAUGUAUUUCAAACAUUUGAACAUUUUGUUUUACAAAACGAACCUCUGGUUAUACAAGCAUCAUUUUACAAUAAAUGUUUUUUUUCCAGUG
Messenger RNA from Paramisgurnus dabryanus, 2093 nucleotides. It is a transcript of the gene myl9a, whose product is annotated as myosin, light chain 9a, regulatory. Gene Ontology annotation, molecular function: calcium ion binding. The record is from RefSeq and is a predicted model, not a curated record. Lineage: Eukaryota; Metazoa; Chordata; Actinopteri; Cypriniformes; Cobitidae.